AUGGGUAACGAAGAAGACGAUGAUUGUUUCUUUGAUGCUCCUGAAGCAGUUGUAUCAUCAUCGUCUCUCUCACAAGACUUUGGUUUACAUCUCUGGACUCAGGAUCCCGACAGUGUCUCCAAUCGACGCCGUAAGUUUUUCCAAACUAUGGGCUUUAGUCUCAAAAAGUCUGCAACUGAAGACGAUUCCUUGGACUCUCAUCAAGAUGAUGAAACCGAACCACCACUUAAGUCUCUGCUUUCUGGUGAUGGAGUGAAAGAAGUUGAUUUGUUGUUGAGGAAUGAAUCUACUACUUCGUCCUCUGGAUUUGAUCAAUCCUUUGUUUCAUCGUCUUCCGAGGACACGGAUGAUCAAACCUUGUUGUCUAGGAACGAUUCCAGUAAUGGCAGUAGUGUGCCUGAAGGAUUGAGUGAGUCCGGUUCUAGUAAAUCCGGUAGCUUUGGCGAUUUUCACAACUCUCCAUCGAGUCAAAGAGACGAUUCGAUUAAGAAAGGAGGCGCUAAAUCUUGGUUAAAGAAGCUACGUGUUUUGACACAUGUCCUUGACUCUAUAGACUGCUGCGAAUCAGUUGGAUCGCCGUUGAAGCGAAUUGCUCGAGUGCAGACGUAUAAAAAACAGUUUAAAGAGCUCUCAUCUCUGUGUAACGACCAAGAGUUUUCAGCGCAUGAUGGCCCCAUCUUAGCCAUGAAGUUUUCUCUUGAUGGGAAAUACAUUGCGAGCGCUGGUGAAGACUGCGUUGUUCGAGUUUGGAGCAUUACUGAGGAAGAGCGAACAGACAAGUACGAAGUGGCUGAGGUUGAGUCUGCUGUCUACUUUGGGAUGAACCAACAUUCACAGAUUGAGCCUUUGAAGAUUAACAAUGAGAAAACAGAAAAGAAGACAACAGGUUUUUUGAGGAAAUCGCCGGAUUCAACUUGCGUUGUGUUACCUUCUACGAUCUUUAGUAUAUCGGAGAAGCCCUUGCAUGAGUUUGUAGGACAUGUAGGUGAAAUAUUGGAUCUUUCCUGGUCAGACAAAGGGUAUCUCCUGUCAUCAUCUGUGGACGAGACUGUUCGUUUAUGGAGAGUAGGUUCUGAUGAAUGCCUCAGAAUUUUCUCUCAUAAAAAUUUUGUGACUUGUGUGGCAUUCAACCCUGUGGAUGAUAAUUACUUAAUAAGCGGAUCGAUUGAUGGGAAAGUUCGAAUAUGGGAUGUGUCCCGUUCUCGGGUUGUUGACUACACAGAUAUAAGAGACAUUGUAACUGCUGUGUGCUAUUGUCCAGAUGCAAAGGGUGUAGUUAUAGGUUCCAUGACAGGGAUCUGUCGCUUCUACCAUACGAUUGAUAACCAGCUGCAACUAGACAGGGAGAUCAACUUACAUGGGAAGAAGAAGCUUCCAAGCAAAAGGAUCACUGGUCUUCAGUUUUUUCCCAAUGACUCGGACAAAGUAAUGGUUACUUCUGCUGAUUCACAUGUUCGAAUCGUAUGCAGAGAGGACGUAAUCUGCAAGCUUAAAGCUUCUAGCCUUCGCACAACAUCUGCUUCACUUACUUUAGACGGGAAACACAUUGUCUCAACAGCAGAGGACUCAGGCAUUCAUGUCUGGAAUUACUCUCAAUUACCUAGCAAGAAACCUUCUUCUGGAAAACCGAAAAGCAUCCGGUCUUACGAGGGAUUUCUCUCACACAAUGCGUCUGUGGCUUUACCUUGGCUCAGAGAGGGAAGCAGGAACAGUCUGAGCGAAUGCAUCACAGAUUUGGACAAGCAAACACCGAAAGUGGACUGUUUCUCUCCAAUGAAAGGGUCAACAACUUGGCCUGAAGAGAAGCUGGAUGAAGCUGCAAUGAGUAGCAGAGGGAAGCUGAAGCUUCUGAGGAACGCGUAUCAGCCUCACCUGUGGGGGCUUGUGGUCGUGACAGCGACUUGGGAUGGAAGGAUCAGAGUAUUCCACAACUACGGUUUGCCAAUUCGGGUCUAA
Molecule: messenger RNA, 1956 nt
Organism: Arabis nemorensis
Lineage: Eukaryota; Viridiplantae; Streptophyta; Magnoliopsida; Brassicales; Brassicaceae
Source: the annotation of a GenBank genome assembly